Messenger RNA from Ictalurus furcatus (blue catfish), 1690 nucleotides. Its product is annotated as cdc42 effector protein 2. The record is from RefSeq and is a predicted model, not a curated record. Lineage: Eukaryota; Metazoa; Chordata; Actinopteri; Siluriformes; Ictaluridae. The coding region runs from base 452 to 1045 and encodes 197 amino acids. The transcript has 2 exons.
CAGAGUAAAUUACCAAAAAGCAAAGGGAGGAACGGAGCACAAAGUUAACAGCGAGAAGGGUACAAUUUUUUAGGAUUUACACUGUUUUACUUCAAGGUGAUCUCAACAGAGAUGAAAACGAUUCUGACAUGGUGUUUCUGAAAAAAAUCACUCCACCUGUUCAGACAGACACGCCUUCAGACCUAACCUGUGUAACUGUAACACAAUACUAUCAACCGUCACACCUGACGUUGGACCUUAGUACUCGCAAGCUAGAAAGGACUAUGAACUGUGGAGUAUCUCUUAUUGGGUCUGAAUUUCCAGCCAAUGAUAUAAACACGUGUUAUUGAAAAGAUUUGAAUCUAGCUUUUCUUUUAGAAAAGUGUUCCAUGAUGUGCCAUCCGUAAAGAGCCCUUACAUUGACCUUCAAGAAGGAACCCAUAUUUUUUUGCGCUGGACCAAAUUCAGUGGGAUGUCCCUAAGGACAACAUUACAAGGUAAGCCUCCUUCAGGGAGGUGGCCAAGGAGAUCAUCAAAGCGGAAAGUUCUGUCCGUCAAUAUGAUCAGUCUUCCACUGGCAGAUUUCCGACAUCUCACCCACGUUGACUCGGAUGCAAACGGGGACAGCUUUGGAGACCUCUCUUUCCUGAAGCAGGGCCACAGGUUGUUGCUGCAAAGCUCUCAGAGUGAGCAGAACCUGCUCCAGGCCUGUAUGCCUCCUCCAAAGCCUCCUCGCCUCAACCUGAAUGAACCAGAGCUGUGCCAGCACAGUGCCGACUGGGAGUUCCAAAACCAGCCUUUAGCUGAAAGACGCAAAAAAUGUAACUCGCUUCCACUUCUGGACAUUGACGACGGGGAGGAAGAAGCUUAUGAACUGCAUCAAAAAGAGGAAUCGAUCAGUAAAAGCCCUGGCAGGGGGAGCCUCAGCUCAGGUAGGGAUUCAACACAGACUGCUCCUGAGGAAUUCCAGCCAGAAGAAAGUGACACAACUUUCACUUUUACUGUAGACUUGGGGCCCUCUAUAUUGGAUGAUGUACUGCAGGUUAUGGACAAACUCAACCAGUAAAGGAAAAAUUGUGCCAUGUGAUGUUAUAUAUUAAUGGAAAACCAAUGUAUGGACUUCCUGACCUUACUGGAAGAAUACCAGAUACUGAGUGGUGAGGACAUCUCCAAUUUGGACAAUAAUAAACGACGCUUGUUAAUGACUUUGUGGUUCAAAUAGAAUUUGAGCACUGACAGGAUAAUCGAGAUUAUUAACAAACAAAGUAUGUUAAAUAUAUUAAACACAGGACUGAUAAAUUGGCACUGAAAUGUAAAAAUCUUGUGAAAAUACACUGAUAUUUAAAGGUUUUAAAACCUUUUAAAACAACUUUUUUUUUCAGAAGACUGACAUGAUAUCUCAAAUACACAUGUUCCAUCAAGCAACUUAGCACUUAUAUAUUUUAAUUAUCAUCAUAUAUAAUUAUUAUAUUAUAAUUCAAUUGCAUAAGACAUAAAACAUGACAUCCUCAUUCUGAAGUUCCAUAAGAAGACUGAAUCUCUUUUAGGUAUAUUUUUCAUGGUUCAUGGUUGAUUUCCUGAUUUGAUUAUUUACAUAUAAAGGAUGCUGAAUCUAUUUGUUUUCAAUAAUUAGAUGUUUAUUGAUGUGUUAUGAAAAAAAAAAAAGAACAAAAUUAUCCGGUUUAAUGUGUUUCAGUGUUUUAGAGAAGCA